AUGAAGCGGCUACAGAAGGUGGCAGGACUCAGAGAAUUACCCAAGCCUCAGGACUAUUUCCAUUUGAUGGGUGGCACAAGUCGCAUGGGUAUGUCGACUGAGGAAGCCAUCAACGCAUACGAAAGUUUUGCAAAGGACGUUUUUCGAAAGAAGAACCGCAGGCGGUGGUGGAACAGAACUUAUAAAGAGGAAACACUCGUCAAGAUCAUACAAGGCAAUGUAACCAAGAAGAAGCUCGCAAAGACCACGAUGCUCGACGACACGAGGGAAAGGGGGCUCGCUUUUGUCUGCGCAGCCACAUAUGACGCCUACGAAGCCUACCUCUUCCGAACGUACAAAGGGAGCAGCAACUGCGCUCACAAUGUGGAAAUUUGGGAGGCGGCAAGGGCAACAUCAGCGGCACCGACAUUUUUCCACCCAAUCUCCAUCGAAGUCGAGGCGGAGAGGGACCAGUACGUCGACGGUGCCGUGACCUGCAACAACCCGGCUCGCCUUGUGUUGAGUGAAGCCGAGUCCUACUUCGUCGUGGCCAGGCAAGGCAGCGGCGCACUCUUCUCAAGAGGCACGAUAAAGAUUCUCAAGCAUGCCAAAGCAUCGCUGACUGAUUCCGAGCCUGAGCACCAAGCCCUAGAGCAACGGUUCCAGAAAACACACUACGCAUAUUGGCGGUUGAAUUUGGACCGGGGUGCUGCAGAUAUCAAGCUGAAUGAAUAUAAGAAAAUGGGGUUGUUGCGGGCGGCAACGGAGAGGUACUUACAGGACAUUGAAGUCUCUACCAACAUCGACAAGAUCGUCAGCAUGUUGCACAAGAAGGAGGGCGUCGACCUAUCUCUUGAUGCCGCAUGUCAUGCAGUUUCUGACGCAGCCUCGAAGCAAGCCCUUCAGCAAGAGGUUCAGAUCAACAGUAUUGCAAGCCCGCAAUUCACUGGCAGAUUAGACAUACUCAACAAGAUGGAACGACACUUUUACGAACGCCCUUCCGGAUCGUCGCCUAGAAGACACCUCCGAAUUUGGGGUAUGGGUGGAAUUGGGAAGACGCAAAUUGCCCUCAAAUUUAGAGACUUAUUUGAUCGGGUGUUUUGGAUUAACGCCGCCACGAAAGAUUCUAUCUUUGAGAGCUUCAGAUUGUUAACAGCUGAGAUUUUCGACGAAGAAGCUGGCAAGCCUAACAUCAAGAGAGUCCAGAAUUGGUUGGCGCAAAAUCAAACUGAAGAGUGGCUUCUUGUCUUCGACAACAACGACACAAUCGACGUGAGCAAUUAUCUCCCUCCGGGAAACACUGGGAAUAUCCUUUUCACCAGCAGACGGAAAGACAUGUCACCUAUCCUGGACGCCAACCAAACAAUCCCUGUCGACAUCAUGGAUGCAGAAGAUGCAGUCACACUAUUCCUCCGCGCGUCGCAAAGGCAACAGGCAAAGUCAGAAGAUGAUGAUGACGAGAAGUACGGGAAGGCAAUCGUUCACGAGCUUGGAUAUCUCCCCUUGGCCAUCGAUCAGGCCGGUUCUUUCGUUUAUAUUCAAGAGUGCUCAUUCAAAGACUACCUCAACAACUUCCAGAGACGCCGAAAAGACAUACUAGGGGACCCGCCUCUGUACCCAGGAGUGUUCGAGCACAACCCAGCUGUCUACGGUACAUUCGAGCUUUCCUAUGAUGCAUUGAAAAUGCAGUCAGUGGGAAAAGGUCGGAAGGGCCAGGCUGCUCUGAAUGCUCUUCGCAUCCUCAACAUCUUCUGCUUCUACCACAAUGAGAACAUAACGACGUAUAUCCUCAGUAGAGCAGCCACCAAUAAACAGAUGGAGACGACUUUCAUAAGCGGUGAAGAGGGAAGCAUCGCGCCGCUUCCAUUGCUCGACCUCACAGAAGAAGGUGACUGGGAUUCGACAAAUUUCAAUGACGGGAUUGCGAUGUUGAGGAGUUACUCUUUGAUCAAGAACUCUCUCCUGUACGAUGAGUCGUACUCUAUGCAUGUUUUGGUGCACUCUUGGGCUAGAGACCGAAUGAAGCCAGAAAUGCUGGUCUUCCAACGUAGAGCAGCCCGCGAGAUACUCUUCUUUUCCGUCGGGAGAAACAAUCGCCUCAUCGAAGAGCUCUUUGCCAGCCAGGUGCUGACACAUAUGCAGGCAUGUCUCGACCAAGGAGGCUCGGAGGAUAUCGAAUGGAUGAGACGAACGGAGCAAGAAGGCAAAUUCGCCCAAACACUUGCGUACCUGGGACUUUGGGACAAGGCCACCGCAGUCCUGGAGCAGAUCGUUGCCGACAGGCAAGAAAAAUUGGAUUGCAAGGACUGGGCAAACAUAGCGGCAUUGUGGGAUCUGGCUAAAGUGUAUCGCCACUCUAGCAGGCUACGAGAGUCCGACAGAAUUUUCGGCUUGAUCUUAAAACUGCUUCCGGAAUGCCCUGACAAAACCAAAGUCAUCAGGCACAAUUUAAACAUCCAAUUCGACUGGCUAGAGUUGCUUAUUGUUCAAGCAGGAUACUUGCAAGCCAAGAUGUUGCUAGAAACCAUUAUGAAAAUAGCAAAGCCACAGGGGUGGACAUCUAAAUGGUACCACCGCGGCUUGGCAUCAUUAGCAACUAUCCUACGAAUGGAAGGCGAUACGGAGACGGCUGUCGCCCUGGAGAUGGAAGUUUACGAACACUGCAUCCACGACGACAAAAUCGAACCGGGUCACCGCAACAUGAUGACCUCAAUGAACAAUCUUGCAGCAUUGCAUUCGGAAUGGGGGAUGCAUGAGGAAGCGCACCAACUCUGGUGUCAUUUUCUGAGCAAUGAAGAACGCCUCAGAGGCAAAGAGAACCCAAUCACCCUGCAGUCGAAGCGAAACGUCGCCACGGGCUGUGCAAAUUUGAACCGUCUUAAGGAGGCCGAGGAAAUCUUACGCGAGGUUCUAGAGGUCAGCGAAAGGGUUCUUUGGAGGACGCAUCUUGAUACGCUGGCAACAAUGGAUCAGCUGGCGGGCGUUUUGGCCCGGCGCGGUGAGACGGAGGAGGCCACUCGGCUUUGGGAGGAAUGCCUCGAAAGUUGGGUGGGUAAUCUUGACAAGCACCAUCCUCUUAUAAUGAGGACGACGAAAGUGUUAAAGAGAUUAAAGGAUGAUGGUGCUGUUCUCGGGCUGGAGGACUUUCAGGCUGGUGGAAUCAUGCGUCCAAGUGGAUGGAGAUUUUAUUCUGUCAAGUUGGAGUUGGAAUUCGACACGCCUGUACUCAAGGAGAUUGCCGCCAAAACCUCCGACCCGAAACUUCAUCACCGCCAACACGGCAUUAUGCGAUCUGCUUCAAUCCUGAGGAUGGCCUCGGCCUCCGUCUCAAAGGGCAAUGGCCUGAGGCCAACGCCGAUGGCCCUCUUGCCCCCUAUUCCGCUUUACCGUCGUCUUCUGCGCGCACACCGCAAGCAUCUUCCUUCCGAGAUGCGGGUGCUGGGUGAUGAGUACAUCAAGGCCGAGUUUCGUGCUCAUCGCACAGUAGAUAACCCGGCGCACCUGAUCGGUUUCUUGACCGAAUGGCAAUUAUACGCGCAAAAGAUUGAGGGCAACUCGUGGGUUGGCGAGAAGAUUGACCCCGUUAAGGUUGCCAAGAUGAGUGACGAACAAAUCGGCCAGCUUUAUGAGCUGAUGCAGGCGAUCAAAGAACGGCGUGAGUCAGGAGAGGGCGAGGAUCAAUCAUGA
This is a messenger RNA of Colletotrichum tamarilloi, 3666 nucleotides long. RefSeq lists its product as uncharacterized. The transcript is spliced from 8 exons. Lineage: Eukaryota; Fungi; Ascomycota; Sordariomycetes; Glomerellales; Glomerellaceae. The coding region runs from base 1 to 3666 and encodes 1221 amino acids. The record is from RefSeq and is a predicted model, not a curated record. Gene Ontology annotation, biological process: arachidonate metabolic process. Gene Ontology annotation, cellular component: membrane. Gene Ontology annotation, molecular function: ADP binding; protein binding.